GGACGAUACUCCAGAAGCACAGAAAUGUACACGGUCCCACCAACAACAUCAAAUUCAAGGACUACAGCCAUACGUCGAACACGGGGUCCACAAAAAAUGCAUCCAAACCACACGACCAAACUCGCUCACGAAGAGCGAAGGAAAAGCAAAAAAUUGCAAGGACCACGACAGUCCAAGAGUAGUCUGAAUCGAGUUUCGCACCUGUCUACCCAGAAGGGCAAACGGUAAAGCGCGAGCCGCGAAGUGGACUCAAGGAUACAAUCCUCCCUUUCAUCACACUAUCAUCCCGACCCAUGCCCCGCCCCCGCUUCUUGCGCCAGCCCAAGUCCCAUGAUUUACAUCGCAACCCUAAGUGCAUGCCUCGUGGGUUAUAUCACCGACAUAGCUCGGAUCAAUGGGCAUACUGUCCUCAAGAACAGAUGGAUGCCCUUCUUCAAAAGGACAUGACAUCUGGUCCAGAGGCGCACAGAAGUGCAGGGCGCGAACACGGGGACGUAUAGGGCACGAGAAAGAAUAAAAGCACGACGAAAGAAGAGAACGCACCCAAAUCCCCGCGACGCCUUUCAACCACAGCCGUUGCCCACCCUGCACAGCUCCCUCCUCACUCGUCAGCGGCCGGAGUUCCAAUCACACCGACGAGGAAUCUUCGGUAGACCAAAAAGUCAGCAGCUGCGGGGCUUCUCUUCUCGGAGAGGCAGGCUAUAGGAUAUUUAUUGUACGUCGCUCAGCUCGUGAGAGCUGGGUCCUGCUAAGAC
Messenger RNA from Stereum hirsutum FP-91666 SS1, 755 nucleotides. RefSeq lists its product as uncharacterized. The record is from RefSeq and is a predicted model, not a curated record. The transcript has a single exon. Bases 294 to 500 code for a protein of 68 amino acids. Lineage: Eukaryota; Fungi; Basidiomycota; Agaricomycetes; Russulales; Stereaceae.